Fusarium proliferatum ET1 is the source of this 3690-nucleotide messenger RNA. RefSeq lists its product as uncharacterized. Bases 1 to 3690 code for a protein of 1229 amino acids. The transcript has 6 exons. The record is from RefSeq and is a predicted model, not a curated record. Lineage: Eukaryota; Fungi; Ascomycota; Sordariomycetes; Hypocreales; Nectriaceae. Gene Ontology annotation, molecular function: protein binding.
AUGGAGACCGUUACUUCAGUUAAAAGCCUUCUUCAAACUUGCAACCGUAUCCUGUGGUCUCGCCUUGGAUUCAUGCCUGUUUCGUUCUUCGAAGAGCUGAAUUCACCUGGCACUCCAGAAAUGUUUGGCCCUAUUGUCAACUCCGAGGAUGUCCGCAUUGAGGGUCAGAGGCAGAUUGGCCUUCACGCUGACCACUGGAACACUUGGAAUUUCUCUGACCCACUUAGCUCUGCGUACAGAGCCGUAUCUACUGUGAUACAUAGCUUUUGUCAUGGUCCUCAAAACAUGACAUCCGAGGCCGCCUUCCAGCCAAUGGACCCUGAUAUCUCUGGACUUCUUCGAUCUCUCCAAGUCAACAACACCGAAUUCCUUUCAUCAGCAAUGAAAGGGACUUGUUCCUGGAUUUUUGAGAACCAUACCUUCGAAUCUUGGCUUGAACAACCUUCAGGUCUUCUGUGGGUAAAGGGCAAACCAGGAAGUGGCAAGUCAACACUUUUACGAUACAUACAUCAAACUCUGAAGUUCAGAAAACCGACAUCCCUCCUCUUUUUUCAAUUCAACUACUCUAGCCACACUUCUAUAAACACCAUGCUUCGUUCUCUGAUUUUUCAGCUGCUUGUCGCAAGCCCCAGUUACCAACUCUUCAGUAUGAGAGACACAUACGCUACACGAACAGAAACACAUGGGGACUAUGGCACUAAUUGGCAGUGGGGCGACAACGAGCUGCUUUCAUAUCUUCAGGAUUCAUUCUUACGAGCUACUCAAGAUAACACGCAUAUUGUGGUCAUUAUCGAUGCCGUAGAUGAGGUUUCCGAGAAACUUUCAUUCAACUCGGUUAUUCUCGAUAUUCUUAGCAUUCCCUCUAUCCGGAUAUGUGCUUCAUCUCGAUUAAGUCCCAAGUUCCCUGGCCUCGACGCUCAUACCAUAACUCUGGAGGAUCUCAACACUGCCGAUAUCAUUCAUUACGCCAAAUCCAGAGUCUUGUCAGUCGAAUGUAAUAUUUCUAGUGUACAGGGAGACUUGAUACAGAGCUUGAUUAAAGCGUCAGAUGGUAUGUUCUUAUACAUUGAUCUAGUGCUUUCAAAUCUCGAGAUCUGGCUCGAUCAGCAGGAAGGUCGACUCAGCUACAACGACUUCCCUAGAAGCCUUAUGGAUCUAUAUUCCUUAAUCCUCGCCCACAUUGAGUCCAGCAAGAAGAGUCGAGAUUUCUUCCAGCAUACCUCCAAGUGGGUCGCUUUUGCGACACGUCCUUUGACUGUUCCCGAGCUCACCAAUGCUUUGGCAUUUGAAAAGGUCCAAGGAUAUAAGCCUUGCACCCACAUGCGCGAAACCCGCAGAGAAACACCAAGUGGCUAUCGCCGGUCGCGCUGUGAAUGCUCCCGUGACAUCACUUCCCUAUCCAGAGGGUUGAUUGCGGUGCAAUUCCCCCUUACUUCCCCAAGGCAACCUGUGGUCUGUUUCACUCACCAGAGCGUUUCUCAGUUCUUGAUGUCGUACGAGCCAUUCGCUUUAAAACCUUACAACUUCUCACCUGAAGGACACGAAGCUCUUGCAUCGUCCUGCUGCAAGAUUAUUCUCUCCGAAACCCUUUCACGCCGAAUAGGCUACACAAACUUGCACUCUGAGAACUGGGAACUCACAUCCUAUGCGCUAGAGAGCUGGAUUCCACACCUCAGGAAGGCACUGCAGCUAGGUUCAUCUUGCUCCGACCUCUUAUCAGAUCUCUCACAGAAUGCCUUCUUGGAAUCUUUUCUUGCUUUGAAUGAGAGUAUGGCGUUAAAUUAUAAAGAAUUGCGGCGUUUGACACACAAGCAUACCAGCGAUAGGCCUUGGCAAGCAAAGCUAUUGAAUGGCUCGAGUCCACUACAUUUGGUCUGCGUUGUAGGCCAUGUUGACUCUUGUGAGCGAUACAUAUCAUUGGGCGAGAGCUAUAACGACCGAGACUGCUUGUAUGGUAUAACGCCGCUUGGAUGGGCUUCAGCAUACGGCCAUGUGGAAGUUGUUGAUUUUCUACUCAGCCACGGGGCCACAGUUGACUACACUUCGAAUGGCACCUCACCACUAGAUCUAGCUAUCCGUUGCGGUAAUAAGAGGGUAGUGGAAAGGCUUCUCAGCAAAGGGUCAAUUACGAAGCAGCUCCCUGUCGCCACACAGCCAGCUUUAUCUUUAGCAGCAUCUUUGGGUAGAGCUUCAAUCGUCGACAUCUUGGUUUCCUAUGGAGCCAACGCUCUAACAGCUGACGAAUUUGGUUGGAGUCCGCUUCAACAUGCGAUCGCAGCUGGCAAAAAGGCAACCCUCGCUCGGCUUCUCUCCACAAUACCGAAGACAUCCUUUGAGAGGCUCAGAGACCUCCCACCUCGCAGCCUUCCAGGCUGGGUACAACGCAUCUUAUUAGCAUUCGGGCUUGGACUUUGUUGUCGUGGGUCUGGCAGUUGUUCAUCUUCUACAAACACUGGCCCAAUCGACUCCCGAAAAUCAGGAAAACGGGGCCGCCAGGGUUCGAAGAAACGCGGUCGUGACACAACUGAGGACAUGGACGAAAGUGAUCAGCAGAGCAUGGCGCCUCCGCCACAAAAGCAAUCCCGGCAUACUUUCGAACUACGGUUUGCAUGCCCAUACAACAAGAGAUGCCCCAACCGGUUUGGAGGUGCUUGCUCCAAUUUUGGAUUCCCAGAUAUGCACCGUCUGAAAGAACAUCUAUUUAGGCGACAUUUCUUAGGAUGCGACAACAAGACUCGAUGUGGGAGGUGCAAGUCAAUCCUUCCAGAGAGUGAAAUUCAGGACCACCUUAUUUUGACGGUGGCCUGUGAGCCCCUGAGAGUUGCUAUGAACUAUGAGGAUGGUUUCGAUACGAACCAAAGCGACACAUUGAAAUCUCUCAAGCCCAAGCAAUUCGAGACGCCAGUCCACCACUGGGAGAAGACAUUCAAUACAGUAUUCCCUGAUUGGGUAACGGACUUGCCGAGCCCCUAUCACGAGACGACCGAGACCGAGUGUCGUGUCAGGGUUGCUGCCAGGCUUCGUAGCGAAGAGUUUAGACAGGAGGUCUGGAGAAACCCUAGCAAUAUGGGGAGGGAGGUUUUCGAGCAGCUGGCUAACCUUCUUGAUCCCUGGCCAAGAGCAUCAACCAGGCCUGGCAACCAGACACCAACCCUUCCUGAAGAGCUACCUAUACGACCAGGUGUAAUACAGGAGCGCGCUUCAACAGAAUUAAACCCUUCAAUCGAUGUUUCCUUGCCUAUGGAGCCACAAAGGGGGACUACUUCUUCAGACGCCCUUGCAUCAGAACCUGUGCUCAACUCAUCAGCCCAGGUCUAUCGUCCAAUUCCACCGCACUUUUUAUUUCCCCAACAGGUUUCUGAUACUCUGUCCCUUUCCUUGUUCAGUGGGACUGGUUCACUCAACAGCUUUGGUCCCGGUCAUGAAUCGAUGUACGGCGACACGGAUGCUAAUGAUGCUUCUAUGAGCUCGUGGGACUGCUCUUUCGCCAACGCCCAAAUGGGACAAACUUCCAACGAUCCUUUAGGGUUCACAUUGAACGCCCCGACUUCAGCUAGCAUUCCUAAUUCCUCAAGAUCAGAGAAUCAGCUAAACCGCAACCCGGACAUAGCCAUUUCAGGCGACACACAGCCAGCAGAAUAUGAAGAUGCCACUAAUACGUUCUGGACUCCAUCUAGAAAGGUUAAUUAA